AUGAGGAAUGCCCUCAAGCAGUGCGCUUACCUGGGAACUACCUGUGCCCACAUCUGUCUGUGGUUCUGCUGGAACGAGGAGGCAGAGAACGCCCGUGGCGUCCGGAGGACCCUGGGGCCUGGGCUCAUGGCCGGGGAGCCUGUGAUCCGGCGCCAAAGGCCUGAGCCCCUGGAGAGUGUGGGCAAGAGGGAGCGAGCCCCUAUCCGGGGCGGGCCCAAGUCGGGAUCUCUGCAGGGAAAAUGGAAGCUUCACUCGAGGAGACGCCGGGAGGCCUCGAUGCCAUCUGUGGGGUGCAAGUGCCCGCCAGGACCCCCGGGCCCAGCUGGGAAGCCCGGCCUCCCGGGUGACAAAGGUGCCAUUGGGAUGCCAGGACGUGUGGGAGUAAAGGGCCAACCAGGCGAGAAGGGGGCCCCAGGCGACGCCAGGAUGUCCAUCAUCGGCCCUCGCGGCCCCCCUGGCCAGCCGGGCACCCGAGGCUUCCCCGGAUUCCCGGGCCCCAUUGGACUGGACGGCAGGCCGGGUUACUCCGGACCCAAAGGAGAGAUGGUAAGACCCGGCUCGCCUGGUCCUCAGGGACAGAAAGGAGAAAAGGGCCAGUGUGGAGAGUACCCGCACCGGGAACCCCCGAGCUGGAGUGGCUCGCUAGCAGCUCUGCGGGCCAGCCAGAUAGUGACCGUGAAGCUGCUGCCUCUCCUCAACUCCGUGCGCCUGGCUCCGCCCCCGGUCAUUAAGAGGCGCACCUUCCAGGGCGAACAGGGCCAGACAGGCAUCCAAGGCCCCCCAGGCCCCCCGGGGCCCCCUGGACCAAGUGGCCUUCUGGGGCCUCCAGGACUGCCCGGCCCCAUGGGACCGCCUGGCUUACCUGGGCCUCCUGGACCCAAGGGAGACCCUGGAGUCCAGGGCUACCACGGCCGGAAGGGAGAAAGGGGCAUGCCAGGGAUGCCCGGCAAGCAAGGCGCCAAGGGGGCGCCAGGAAUCGCGGUGGCCGGGAUGAAGGGUGAGCCUGGGACCCCAGGAGCCAAGGGCGAGAAGGGGGCUGCGGGCGCUCCCGGGCUCCUUGGACUCCUGGGGCAGAAGGGAGAGAAGGGCGACGCAGGAAACGCCAUUGGAGGAGGCAGAGGGGAGCCCGGACCCCCAGGACUCCCGGGGCCCCCGGGGCCAAAGGGAGAAGCUGGCGCUGAGGGCCAGGCCGGGGCCCCUGGACAGCAAGGUAGCAAGGGGGAUCCCGGAGCAGCUGGAGUGCAGGGACCCGCUGGCCCCCCGGGCGCCAAGGGGGAACCGGGCAAAGGCGAGAUGGUGGGCUACAACGGCAACAUCAGCGAGGCGCUCCAGGAGAUCCGCACGCUGGCCCUGAUGGGCCCACCUGGUCUUCCCGGGCAAAUCGGCCCACCUGGUGCUCCAGGGACCCCAGGCCAAAAGGGGGAGAUCGGGCUGCCGGGGCCUCCAGGCCAUGACGGGGAAAAGGGGCCUCGAGGCAAACCCGGAGACAUGGGCCCGCCCGGUCCCCAAGGCCCCCCGGGAAAGGCCGGGCCUGCAGGCACCAAGGGAGAAGGCGGAGAGACGGGGAGCCCAGGAGAGAAGGGGGCCAAGGGGGAGCCGGGCCAGGCGGGCUCUCCGGGUCUGGAUGGCCCAACUGGGGAGAAAGGAGAACCAGGCAGCCCAGGCAGACCAGGGGCCACAGGGCUGCCCGGCCCCAUCGGGCUGCCGGGAUUCACGGGAGAGAAAGGAGAGCCCGGGGAGAAGGGGGACUCAGGAGCAGAGCUUCCUGGGCCACCUGGGCCAGAAGGGCCUCCCGGACCUCCGGGCCUCCAGGGCGUUCCUGGACCAAAGGGGGAAGUGGGACUGGAAGGAGCGAAGGGAGAGCAAGGCAUCCAGGGAGAAAAAGGAGACCGAGGGGCGCUGGGCCUCCCCGGUACUCCGGGACCAACUGGAGUUCCAGGCCCAGUGGGACCAAAGGGAGAGAGGGGCAGCAAAGGUGACCCUGGGAUGACAGGACCAAUGGGAGCAGCCGGGCUUCCUGGUUUACACGGACCACCUGGGGACAAAGGAAACCGGGGACACCGAGGUUUUAAAGGCGAGAAAGGGGAGCCAGGGCUACCUGGGCUGGACGGACUGGAUGCCCCGUGCCCAUUGGGCGAAGACGGCUUACCCGUCCAGGGCUGCUGGAACAAGAUGGCUGUCCACGGCAUUAAGAAGUGA
Sorex araneus (European shrew) is the source of this 2199-nucleotide messenger RNA. Its product is annotated as collagen alpha-1(XIII) chain-like. NCBI's taxonomy places the organism in Eukaryota, Metazoa, Chordata, Mammalia, Eulipotyphla, Soricidae. The record is from RefSeq and is a predicted model, not a curated record. Bases 1 to 2199 code for a protein of 732 amino acids. The transcript is spliced from 42 exons.